This is a messenger RNA of Thalassophryne amazonica, 1487 nucleotides long. It is a transcript of the gene asz1, whose product is annotated as ankyrin repeat, SAM and basic leucine zipper domain containing 1. Gene Ontology annotation, biological process: piRNA processing. The record is from RefSeq and is a predicted model, not a curated record. Gene Ontology annotation, molecular function: protein binding. Gene Ontology annotation, cellular component: pi-body. NCBI's taxonomy places the organism in Eukaryota, Metazoa, Chordata, Actinopteri, Batrachoidiformes, Batrachoididae.
AUGUGUCCUCCAUGUUUCAUCUUGCUGUGGAAGGACUUGGAUGGUGAUGUACCACGUGCAGAAAAUGAUGUCUUGUUGCUGAAACAAGCCAUUGGUAAAGGAGACGUUGAAGCUGUUGAAAAGCUUUUGGACAGUGGUAUAGAUGUGGAGACCAAGCUUGACUGUGAGUGGACUCCUCUGAUGUGUGCUGUCAGUGUUGCUAAUUAUGACCUGACCAAACUCUUACUGGACAGAGGAGCCAGUGCCAACUUCAGCAAAGAUGAGCAGACUUUGUUAAUGGCCAGCUGCUCAGCUUCUGCCACUGAAGACAAAAUUGCUCACUGUGUGGAGCUUUUGCUUUCCAGAAGUGCUGAUCCCAACAUUGUGGACAGAUCUCGUAUGACCUGCUUGAUGUUGGCAGCCAAGAAUGGCUACAGUAAGGUCAUUAACCUGCUCGUGUCAUAUGGGGCAGAAAUCAACGUCCAGGAUCACAACGGUGAAAAAGCUUUAUCUAAAGCAGUCCAUUAUGGGAGGGAAGAGGCAGUGCUGAAGCUACUCCAGCUGGGAGCUGAUAAAACCAUAAAGACCAAAUGUGGAAAGAGCCCUGCUGACCUGGCAUUGCGUUUCAGCCAUUCUCAGAUACUCAGGAUCCUGGCUCCUUCACAACAUAACACUUCUGUCCAAGCUUCCACCACCACAGAAACAACUGCCUCAGAAUUUUUCAUUCCGACCUCUCAACGUCCAUCUUCCAAAGAAAGUGUAACCAAGCUUGAAGACCUUGAGCUUCUUUUGCAUGGCCUUGAUCUUGGGAACCUCAGUGAUAUCAUGCAUGAACACAACAUUACCUGGACCUGUCUGUUGACGAUGGAUAAAACUGACCUGGAGAAGAUUGGUGUUACAGAUCCAGUGGAUCAGGAGAAAGUGCUGAGUGCUGUGCAGCACAUGCAGAUGGACACAGUUGAUCUGGACACAAUCAAACAUCUGGGAGUCACAGACAGCGGGAGUGAGGAUCUCUAUAAUUUCUUGAUAAGUGUGAGGCAGCAGUGUUGCUACCUGACUGAGAUGAUUCAAGAUGUCAUCAACCGCUUUCCCCAACAUGCCUCUCAGGUGGUCUUCCGUCUGGACCCAAAUAAAGAGGCUCAGGCUGUCUGCAACCAGCUGGUGGUCCAGUGUAGAGACCUGCAAAGGGAAAUCAUCUGCCUCCGCAGUCUGCUGUGCCAAAUUGACAAGUCUGAAGACGGCUGUCUGCUUCAUCCACCUGACUCUGGCAGACACUGGAGGAUGCCAUCCCUGACCAGUGUCAUGCUGGGUGUAGUUGGAGCCGGUGUCAUCUUUUUCCUCCUCAACAAAACCUCUAGUGGCAAGUUUGAGCUGCUGAUGCACAGCGAUGUCUGCUGAGAGUGCAUGUGUCUUUAAGUGAGCUCAUUUAAUUUUGGUUUUGACUUUGCAAGUAGGAAUGUGGAUGGUUUGAUUUGUUCAUGAAAACUCAGUUUUUUCAGUUUGUGCUG